AUGGAAGAAGGCAUCUACCACGAUGAAGUAGAGAUCGAAGACUUUGACUACGACCCAGACACAGAAACUUUCACCUAUCCAUGCCCGUGUGGGGAUUUAUUUACCAUUUCCAAAGAUGAUCUACUGGGCGGAGAAAUUGUGGCCAGUUGCGUCAGCUGUUCACUGGUUGUCAAAGUUAUAUACGAGAUUGAUGACAUUGAGAAUAUCGUCCACUCAAAAGCAAAGUUAAAAGUGGAGACUAAACCAAGCGAAGAGUUGAUCAAAAAUUAA
Messenger RNA from Rhagoletis zephyria (snowberry fruit fly), 270 nucleotides. Lineage: Eukaryota; Metazoa; Arthropoda; Insecta; Diptera; Tephritidae. The record is from RefSeq and is a predicted model, not a curated record.